This is a messenger RNA of Cinara cedri, 282 nucleotides long. The record is from the annotation of a GenBank genome assembly. Lineage: Eukaryota; Metazoa; Arthropoda; Insecta; Hemiptera; Aphididae.
AUGAAAAUAAAAAAUUACAAACUCGGAUCUGGUUUAAUAAGUUAUACAGAAAACCCAAUUCAAAAUAAAUACAUUGAUAAUUUAAACGAAUUGUUAAAAAGAUUAUAUUUUAUUGCUGCAAAAGAAGGAUCUGGUCAUAAUAAUUUCCAUAAUGAAAAAUUAAGUAUUUUAAAUUUUGUAAGUAAAGAAAUGGAAAAAUUAGUUGAUACACCCCAUGGUAUAGAAUAUCUAAUUUCUUUAAUUUCAAGUUUACCAAAGAAAGUGAUUACUGGAUCUGGACUU